AUGGCCUGCCUUGAAUUAACUCUAAAGUCGCUGUGCCUUCUGCUUACUUUUCACAAUACUUUGCAGCAAAACUUUUCUGCUCAACAGGUUAGGGAAAUCGAUCGUCACACAAAAGAAAACUAUGUCAUUUAAUUUGAGAUCUUUGCCAGCAAAAAGAUUGAGAAUAAUAUUGAUUUAGAGAGAGAUGUGAUUAUAGAAAGAGGAUCCUCCGAGGCAAACAAGGAAAUACAAAGAUGGGGAAUGAAAUACAAGAAAGCCUCGGGGGCCAAAUUUGAGAUGGCCAAUAAAGUGGCGGUGCCUCAGGAGCAACCCCUGUCAAAGAAGUUGAAUCUGGUAUCCGACCUGCUGAUGUCGAGCGCUAAAAUAGCCAAAGAUAUAAAAGUCUCAAAAACUAUAGACAAAUGGCUGUCGGAAAAACUGGAUGCGGCUCUAGCCAAUUCUAUUAAGAAGACAAAAAAUGUAAACAAAAUAGUGGCGAUCAUUGGAAUGUCAGUUUAUCCCCGUUGGAGUGUUCGGUUUGAAUCUCAGUUUAACAGAUAUUUUGUCAAGAAAUACGGUACAGGUCAUUUGAAAGGACCAUUAUGUGUUCCCAUGAUGGACUCUUUGUCCCUACUUGAAACAAUGGCCACCGACGAGGCUAGAGGUAUAUUCAUCCCAGUCAUAACCGCAGGCAUGGGCGUUUUGGUUCUUCUGCCGAGAAAGGGCGUUACCUGCCAGGAUGUCUUGAAUAACUUAAACACCCAGAUCAAUGCUGAAUUGAGUGAUCCCAGGAAAAUUCAUUUAUUACUGCCCAUUUUCGAGGUGAAAUUUGAACAGGAUAUAAGUAGAAUUUUGAAUAAUGUAGACAUAGCUGGCUUGUUUGGAAAGUCUAAGUUUGCUCCAACAUACAAAUUGACGAAUUCCUGCUCAAAACGGUGGUCCAAUUCGGCCCCAAUAAACUUCUAAGUAAGUCAAAUAUUUUUGUAUUAUCCUAUUUAACAUUUAUUAUUUAUUCCCUCAGAUCAAGUGAAUGAUAUUAAUACCCGACAUAAUGAAAAAUUCGAAGUAAAUCGUUUUUUUGUCUUUGUCAUUAAGGAUACAGAUAUUAUAUAUGCAGUUGGUCGAAUUGAAAACUUGGAUGGUUUGACUCCCAAUGUGACUUGUUCAAAUGAAUACCUUGAGAAGGACUAA
Messenger RNA from Drosophila takahashii, 1170 nucleotides. Lineage: Eukaryota; Metazoa; Arthropoda; Insecta; Diptera; Drosophilidae. The record is from RefSeq and is a predicted model, not a curated record.